Molecule: messenger RNA, 786 nt
Organism: Eimeria tenella
Lineage: Eukaryota; Apicomplexa; Conoidasida; Eucoccidiorida; Eimeriidae
Product: SAG family member (sag10)
Exons: 4
Coding region: 1-786 (261 amino acids)
Source: RefSeq, a predicted model, not a curated record
AUGCUGCAGCGGAAGCUACCACCCAUUCUCAGGAUUUCAUUUUUGAUGCUGAGCGCCACAACUCUGGGCAACUCACAAGAAACUGAAGAAACAGUCACCUACACUGCAUCUCUUGGCAAUAACGUCGAGUGCCUCAGCGACAUCAAUGCCGCGCGUGAGGCAGCUGGGCUGCACGACUUCGGGCAGGCUUCAGGUGACGCAGAAUUAAGUAUUCCAGCACCAGAGGAAGGAGAACUAAGCGAAAAAUGGAAAAAGCUUUGCGAGUAUUUGAUCCCACAAACGGAGACAGCGGCUAAGACAAGCUCAGCGAAUCCCUUUGAAAAAGGAACGUAUGCUUUCAAGUCCCUCACUGCCGAGCAACCAAACUGCAAGGAAACAAUUGAUUACUGGAAGGCAGCCUACGAAAACUUCACUGGACUCCCGCCUUCAAAGAAGGAAGGUGGAACACUGUACGACGAUCAAGACAACGUUUCUUUUGUAGCUGUGUACAACCCUUCAUCUAGUGCCACUGCGGACUGCCGUGUCGUCACGUGCACUCAAACGAAUACCACCACUACAACGCCAGGACCUACAAGAGUACAAGCGGAUGGGGGCAGCGAGACUACGAAAAAAGGCUACGCAUUGCUUUGCAAGACGAUGCCUACUGCCUUUGCAAGUGACACCUCUGCUCCAUUCACGCAGGCGCAGUGGGACAAGAUCAUGUCUUCGCUUACAGGUUCCGGGUCAAUAGCAGCUCCAAGCCUGAUUGCUCUUGCCAUUGUGACGUUCGGCAUUAUGACUUUAUGA